This is a messenger RNA of Rhizopus microsporus ATCC 52813, 1035 nucleotides long. RefSeq lists its product as uncharacterized. The record is from RefSeq and is a predicted model, not a curated record. Bases 84 to 965 code for a protein of 293 amino acids. NCBI's taxonomy places the organism in Eukaryota, Fungi, Mucoromycota, Mucoromycetes, Mucorales, Rhizopodaceae. Gene Ontology annotation, molecular function: RNA binding. The transcript has a single exon.
GUCACAACGGAUAUUCAAGUACUUUAUGCUUUUUUUAUCUUUUUUAUUUUAUUUUUUUACUUUUUCAUAAAUAUACAUUUAGAAUGGCACCAAUCAAGAGUGAACAAAAGACAUUAAAGGAUGAAUCAGAAGAAUACGUCAGCUCUUCUGGUGAAGAAAGCUAUGAGAGUGACAAUGAUUCUAAACAAGAAGAUCAAGAAUCUGAUGAAGAUCAAACAAACGAUCAAGAAGUCAACACUAAACGUGAACGCGAAGAAGAAGAAGAAGAGACAAAGCCAGUCGAACCUAAACGAGUCAGGAUUGAAAAGAUUGAGAAAAAAAACUUUGGCCAAGGAGGAACGACGGUAUUUGUAGGGCAACUCAACUUUGAUGCUAAAGCAGACGAUAUCCGUCAAUACUUUAGUCAGUGUGGGCCUGUGGUUGACGUUCGACUUCGUAUGCACCCCAGUGGACAAAAGUCACGAGGCUUUGCUCAUGUUGAAUUUGCUACAGCUCAAGGAAAGAAGGCUGCUCUCGAACUAGACGGUUCAGAAUUCAUGGGCCGCACUAUUCGUGUAGAUAAUGCAGAGCCAGCGCAGGCACGCUCGGUUGAUACCAAUUAUGGGCCCAAGACGAAUAAAGUGUUUGUGGCUAAUCUGAGUUAUGAUACCGAUGAAGAUUCACUAAGAGAAGCAUUUGGAAAGUUUGGUACAAUCAUUGGAGAUAUUGGAAUGCCCAUUCGCAGAGAGACAGGGCAGAUCAAGGGAAUUGCCUAUAUUCAAUUUGAAACAGAAGAUGAAGCAGAGAAGGCAGUGAAAGAGAUGAAUGGUAUCUAUCUGAAUGGUCGUCCAAUCCGUACAGACUUUAGUGGUGAUAGUGAUAAAGACCGCUUACACCAACAGCCAGGUAGACCCAAAUUUGCAGAUCGCUUUGUAGGACGUGGCCAGAAGAAGAAUAAUAAGCGUGGCACGUGGCGCAAGCACUAAUUUACCUUUUCAUUUUAUCAUAAUAAACGCAUGCACACGCAUCUUGUUUAUAUCUUACAGUUUAUUGUCU